Messenger RNA from Scleropages formosus (Asian bonytongue), 3280 nucleotides. RefSeq names its product putative interleukin-17 receptor E-like. Gene Ontology annotation, molecular function: interleukin-17 receptor activity. Lineage: Eukaryota; Metazoa; Chordata; Actinopteri; Osteoglossiformes; Osteoglossidae. The record is from RefSeq and is a predicted model, not a curated record. The transcript has 17 exons. Bases 1036 to 2514 code for a protein of 492 amino acids.
CUCCGGCUCCCCGCGACCCCGCAUAGGACAAGCGGUUUCAGAAAAUGUGUGUGUAAUGACGUUUUUAAUAGCAGUGCUUUCUCUGUUUAAAAAGAAAAACAACACAAUACAAUUGUUUGUCACCACCACAGACUUAUAUAACUUUUUCAUGGUAAAUUAUAAUCUUUGCUGGCAUUUUGACAAACCAUUUCAGGUGUCAGCAUCCCUAUGCAAAUAAUUCAUACAAAACUUCUAACAAAAUUAUACAGCAUCAUUGCAAUAAUCCUGUAAGAAAAUUGCAAUGAGAUUUCAAUUACAAUUUUUAUGGCAUACAAAACACCUUUAUUAUAUAUACGGUAUAUAUAUGCUAUGUUUCAUUAUAUUUAUGCUAUUUUAUAUAUAGCAAUGUUUACGAAUAAGGAAUAAGAUUAGUGUUUCUGCUUUAUUCUGAAAAGAUUUAUUCACCUUUAACAUAUUCUUUAUCUUUUUUUGUGCUGUAACAUGCCAUGAAACUGAAAUCUUGUGCUUUUGGGAAAUGAUGAGUUACCGUCUUUUAAUUCUGGCCUUUGCCUGAUUUUAAGUGAAGUCACCAUGUACAUUGCAGUUGUUUUUUAGAGCACAUCGCACAGACGUGGAAUAAGUCCAGCUUCAGCUUUAAUUUAUUGUUUUGAUUUUCUGUACAGUCUGUCUUAAUGUAAAUUGCAUUCUGUUUAAAUGAUCAUCCUUUUCAUGCUGCCUGACAGUGAGGUAUGGGUCCUCCCAGAAGGGAGCACACAUCACAGAGGGUGGGAAGCGUGCAGGGCGGAGACAUGAGCUCCCCUGUUAAAAUCAGCCUUCACACUGAAGUCUGUGUCUCAGGGCUUUGGAUGCCAGAACCAAGCGUGGUCAUUACAGCCUGAAGACACAGCCAGACUGGACCUGAACAAGACCCACAGCUCAAGUCCCAGCAGGACUUGUGACCCAAGCUGGCUGAGCCCAAGGGCAUUUGACAAGAUCAGAAUCGUUUGGAGGAAUCAGUCAGGACCCAGAUUUUGCUAAACUGAAGAAAGGGUGAGGAUGAAGCCUGUGAUGCUGCUGACCCUUGCAAUCUGUGGGGUUCUGACCCAAGGAAACCACAUUGAAAGGAUCCAGGAAUGCAAUGCACAUUGCGCUGAGGGAAUCCACUGCAAAGCCAAACCCCACAUGUCCUUUGCCUUCUGUGAAAGUCCACGCAAGCGUCUCAUCAGCUCUGCCAUCCAUAGCGUGAACAUAUCCACGGUGAUGAAGUGUGAAAAGACGAAAAGAUGUUCUCUGCAUCUGAGUGUAACUUCCUUAAUACAGAUCAGUGAGCACCUCCGGGGCAUUACCGUUUGUGCUGCCUCUGUGGGGAUGCUGAGAAGUUGCAGGGAUGUUGUUUUCCCCAGAGGGACCAGAGAGAAGCUCGAUGGACAGAAGGUGGCAGUUAACCAUGGCUGCUUUAACAUGAGGCCCGACCAGCAGGUCCAUGUGACACUGAGAACCAUUCCCAGCUACUGCAACCUAACCUGGUCCCAGGUCUACAAUGUUCCAGGAUGUCACAAUAAUGACCUGAGAGAAAAUGUCCCAGAAUGCAUCACUGGGAAGAUUUCGUACAAUGUGGAUGAGGAGAGACGAAGGCUGUUGGUCAGCGUGUCAGGCAUGCUGGAGGACAGGGACUAUCACCUGAGACUGUGUCACAAGGCCUUUGUGUGCACAGCCACCGAGGAGCACGUACUGCUGCCAAAGGACAGUCCACACAAAAUUGCAACAUUUCAGUAUUCCAAAGCUUUGCCCUGCCUAUGCAUUGAGGGCUGGUCAUCCAUGGUUGAUGCCCCCAGAACUCAAGUUUGCCCGUUCAUAAAUCGUACAGAUGAGCUAUGGCAUGGACUGACCUUUGACCAUGAGGUGGAGGCGCUGUCUUGGGAACCCGCAUGUUCUGUGAAUGUAGUGGUGACUCUAUGCCAGAUGGCAGGAGAGCAUCUGUGCCACAAUCUAGUCAACUCCAGACAGGAAGUCCACAAGAAGAAGAAGGUGGUGUAUUCUAAAGUGGAUGCUCAUCCCAGACUUUGUGUCAAGUUCAGCACAGAUUUGGGAGACUGGAUUAAGUGUCCCUUUCUGAAAGGGAUUUUUCCAGUGUGGGACUUGACUUUACAAUGGGGUGCCGGUCACCCGCAAGCUGUCCUGACUUCCCAGAUCAACGCGAACCUCUCGCUGAGUCUGUGCCGGAAUACUAAGAACACCACGUGUGACAACAUUGCCUUGGUUUCCAUGGAGAAAGCAAAAUCUGUCGCCAUCAAUCUCACUGCUGAUGUUUGCAGACCUGAUGUCUGUGUUCAGGUGACAAGGACUGAUGUGGACUUCUCAUCCCAGGUUCUUCUCUGUGACCUCCAGUGCUCUGAUGGCCACCCGACCAGGAAGAAAAGUGACCAUGAAGAGCUUUUCUGGACACUGCUGCUGACUGCCAUCUACCUGACUGUCGUCGUCCUUGUUUUAUUCACAGGAUAUGUCACACUGAAAAUUUUUACCAAGAAACAGUAACGUGACAACACAGCGGCCCUCCAUCAUCUGAGUGUGGGCAGGUGAGCCAGUUCAUAGCAGGGAGAACCCAUACACUUUGCGCUGACUGGCACCAGUGACGACUGGAUCUUUUUUUACAGUCCUUUGAUCUCCAGCUGCAACCGUGCUCUUCUAAGCCAAGGAUGACCUUGCUAUUAUAUCCAACUGGCUGACGACUGCAAGAAAUUCCUCUCUGGUUGGCAGAUGUUUAUAUAAUGCUUUGACUGUGUGAGGAAUAGAGAGAGGGCAGUGGCAUGAAACCACAAACGUUCUCCCUUGCUCAACAGCUGGACAUGGCUGUCUUUGUGUCACUGCGGGCCCUGAAGGCCACCAGACCAGUUGCUUAGCUACAGGAGCACCAAAAGUUCGAAGACUGGUUGCUUAGCUACACUCUGCAGGGCGGUGUGGAGACGGACUAUGACAAGAGUGUGCUGUCCAGCUGGAAGCUGUCCCCUUGAGCCCAGUGAUGGACAUUUUCGCCCAGAACCCCCCUCCUAAAAUAAAGCUGGCUCGGAAGACACUGCCCUGCUUUUUGAAUGAGCACGGACAUAUCCGGAAGAUAAAAUAUGCAAAACUUUGCUAGGAAUAAACAAUGUGAAAGGGCACAGGGCACUUGCAUAUUGACUUCCCUUUGAAAAUGACAUUUGUAUGGUGGGAACCUGUAAACUUUAAUGCAAAAGGUAUGAUUGUGUUAUUUCUGUCAGUGAAUGAUAGAAAGAGCUUUGUGAACAGUCUCAUACUAGUGCUU